This is a messenger RNA of Acanthocheilonema viteae, 603 nucleotides long. The record is from the annotation of a GenBank genome assembly. Lineage: Eukaryota; Metazoa; Nematoda; Chromadorea; Rhabditida; Onchocercidae.
AUGAAUUGUUCAUGUCUCGGUCGGAAGAGAAUUCCGGUAAAUGUAUCCGAUCAGUAUCAUAAAUCAAAUAUUAAAUCGACUAGUGAUGAACUAAUUGAUAAUCGAAUACCACUGACUAGGAAGCAAAAAUUUAUUCUAAUCAAAAAUUGGAAAGGUAUUGAACGCGAUGUGACAACUGCUGGUAUUGAAAUGUUCCUGAAGAUGCUAACACAACAUCCGGAAUAUUAUGAGUUUUUUAAAUUUCGAAAUAUUGCCAAUGAAGCAAAAGAAAAUCAAGUAAGUGAUGAGCGCUUACGAGCUCAUGGCGCUGCUGUCAUGAAAUUUAUUGGAAAAGCAAUCAGUCAAAUUGAAAAUGCAAAUGAAUUUUUCAUGCUACUUGAAAAUAACGGAAGACAACACGCUCAUAGAGGAGCAUUUAAAGCGGAAAUGUUCUGGGAAAUGAAAGAUCCAUUUCUAUAUUCAGUAAAACUAAUCCUUGGUGAACGUUACACGGAUAACAUGGAUGUAAUUUAUAAAACUGUCAUUCAAUUAAUUCUGCAACGAAUGGAAGAAGCAUGUCGAAUAGAAUCAAUGGCAAUUCAAAAUGAAAAUACGAAAAUGUAA